This is a messenger RNA of Lucilia sericata (common green bottle fly), 3683 nucleotides long. RefSeq names its product multidrug resistance protein homolog 65-like. The record is from RefSeq and is a predicted model, not a curated record. NCBI's taxonomy places the organism in Eukaryota, Metazoa, Arthropoda, Insecta, Diptera, Calliphoridae. The transcript has 10 exons. Gene Ontology annotation, cellular component: membrane. Gene Ontology annotation, molecular function: ABC-type transporter activity; ATP binding; ATP hydrolysis activity. The annotation marks the transcript as partial. Gene Ontology annotation, biological process: transmembrane transport.
AAUGAUUCCAUAGCGUAUGGCAUUUUACUUACAAUAGCUUCGGCCGUAAUGUUUAUAUCGGGCAUAUUCUCUGUAGAUAUUUUCAAUUUGGUCGCUUUAAGGCAAGUGACCCGUAUGCGCAUCAAUCUCUUUCAAGCGGUAAUGAGACAAGAUAUAGGAUGGCACGAUUUGGCAACGAAACAAAACUUUGCCCAAAAUAUGACAGAUGAUGUGGAAAAGAUUCGCGAUGGUAUUUCAGAAAAAGUGGGUCAUUUUAUUUAUCUGGUAAUAGGUUUUUUGAUCACAGUGGCGAUUUCUUUCGCCUAUGGUUGGAAGUUGACUUUGGCCGUUAGUGUUUAUAUACCCAUAGUUAUUGUUCUUAAUAUAGUGGUGGCCAGGUUCCAAAGUAAACUAACUACCAAAGAGCAAGAGUCUUAUGGUAAUGCUGGUAACUUGGUAGAGGAAGUCUUAAAUGCCUUACGUACUGUAGUGUCCUUCGGUGGCGAGAAGAAAGAAUCCGAACGUUAUGAUAAUUUUCUAGUACCGGCACGUAAAGCCAGUCAGCGUAAAGGCGCCUUUUCGGGUCUAAGUGAUGGGGUUUUAAAAAGUAUGCUGUUUCUCUCCUGUGCCGGAGCAUUUUGGUAUGGAGUAAAUUUGAUCAUCAAUGAUCGUGAUAAAGAGGAAAAGGAAUAUACUCCGGCUAUAUUGAUGAUUGCCUUCUUUGGCAUUAUUAUUGGUGCUGAUAAUAUAGCUAGAACUACUCCCUUCCUGGAAUCCUUUGCCAUGGCUCGUGGCUGUGCUUCGACUAUUUUUAAAGUUAUUGAUUCACAAUCUAAAAUAGAUCCCAUGUCAACUGAUGGCAAAAUUUUAAAUUAUGGUUUGAGAGGCGAUGUUGAAUUUUCUGAUGUUUUCUUUAGAUAUCCAUCACGUCCUGAUAUUAUUGUUCAUCGUGGUUUAAAUAUCAAAAUUAGGGCGGGUACUACGGUGGCUUUGGUGGGCAGCUCGGGUUGUGGCAAAUCUACUUGUAUACAAUUGUUACAGCGUUUCUAUGAUCCUGUCUUUGGUUCUGUUUUACUGGAUGAUUUGGAUAUACGUAAAUAUAAUAUACAAUGGUUGCGUUCCAAUAUGGCUAUUGUAGGUCAAGAGCCGGUUUUGUUUUUGGGUACUAUAGCUGAGAAUAUUAGUUAUGGCAAACCUAAAGCUACACAAAAGGAAAUUGAGGCAGCCGCCAAAGCUGCUGGAGCUCAUGAAUUUAUAUCCAAUUUACCAGAUAGUUAUAAAACCACCAUUGGUGAAAGAGGUUCUCAAUUAUCGGGAGGACAAAAACAACGUAUUGCUAUUGCCCGUGCCCUAAUACAAAACCCCAAAAUCUUACUCUUGGAUGAGGCCACCUCUGCUUUGGAUUAUCAAUCGGAAAAAUUGGUACAGGAAGCUUUAGAUUUUGCCUCCAAAGGCAGAACUACAAUAGUUGUCUCACACAGACUUUCGGCCAUAAGAGGUGCUGAUAAGAUUGUUUUCAUACACGAAGGCAAAGUGCUAGAAGAAGGUUCCCAUGACGAUCUCAUGGCUUUGGAAGGAGCUUACUAUAAUAUGGUUAAAGCAGGAGAAAUAAAUGUGCCAGAACCUGAAAAUAUGGAAGAUAUAGAUGAAGCGAAAAGAAAUAGUCUAGCCAUUUAUGAAAAAUCUUUCGAAACAAAUCCCAUUAAUUUGGAAAAGAAUCAAAAGAAUAGCAUACACUUGGAUGAAAGUGAAAUCAUCAAAAAACUUCAAGUGCCUGAGGAAACGAAUAAAAAGUCCGAGGCUAAACCCAAUUUCUUUAAAACCUUUGGUCGCAUUUUAAAAUUAGCUCGCCCAGAAGCUUGCUUUAUUGUUAUGGGAGCUAUUUGUGCCAUAGGUUUUGGUUUUACCUAUCCUGCUUUUUCGGUGGCUUUUGGCGAGUUCUAUGCGGCUUUGGCGGAAAGUGAAGCUCAGGUGGCAAUUGAUCGUACGGCUGUUCUAUCCAUUUGUUGUUUGGUUUUGGGUGUUUUAACGGGUUUAGCCUGUUUCCUGCAAACUUAUCUCUUUAACUAUGCUGGUGUCUGGUUAACGACAAGAGUAAGAUCCAUGACCUUUAAGGCUAUUAUGAGACAAGAAAUUGGUUGGUUUGAUGAGGAUAUAAACUCAGUGGGUGCUUUAUCGGCUCGCUUAUCCGGAGAUGCGGCUGGAGUGCAGGGUGCCAUAGGUUAUCCCUUAAGUGGUUUAAUACAGGCGUUCUCCAAUUUUGUUAUAGGUUUAACUUUAUCCUUCUAUUAUUCCUGGAAAUUGGCUUUAUUGUGUAUGAGUACUUGUCCCAUUAUAGUGGGUUCGGUUAUAUUUGAAGCCAAAUUUAUGACCACCUCCAUGAUGCGUGAGAAAGUGGUAUUGGAAGAGGCUUGUCGCAUAGCUACCGAAGCCAUUGCCAAUGUUAGAACCAUAGCUGGUCUGAGAAGGGAGCAACAAGUUAUAGACAAAUACAAUAAAGAAAUACACAAAGUUGAAGUUUUAAUAAGACAAAAACUCAAAUAUCGCGGUUUGAUAAAUUCCUCGGGUCAAGCUUUUCUAUUUUUCGCCUAUGCUGUAGCUUUAUGUUAUGGUGGUGUUUUAGUUUCGGAGGGCAAAGUACCUUUCCAGGAUAUUAUUAAGGUUUCGGAGGUCUUAUUAUACGGCUCCAUGAUGUUGGCCCAAUCUUUAGCUUUUGCUCCAGCCUUCACUGCCGCUUUAGUGGCUGGUCACCGAUUAUUCCAAAUUUUAGAUCGUAAACCCAAAAUCACCAAUUCAGCUUUACCGGCCAAAAAUACCUUUGCUAAACAGUUAAAUCUUUUUGAAGGCGUGCGCUUUAAUGACAUCGAAUUCCAUUAUCCCACCAGACCGGAUGUUAAGAUUUUAAAUGGUUUAAAUUUGGAAGUCUUGCAUGGUAAGACCGUGGCUUUGGUGGGUCAUUCAGGCUGCGGCAAAUCUACUUGCAUACAAUUGCUGCAACGUUAUUAUGAUCCGGAUAAUGGCACUAUACAUAUUAACAACGAUGAUGUGAAAACCGAUUUGACUUUGGAUAACCUGCGCAGUAAACUAGGUAUAGUAUCUCAAGAACCCUCCUUAUUCGAACGUACCAUCGCUGAAAAUAUAGCCUAUGGUGAUAAUUCCCGUGAUGUUAGUAUGGCGGAAAUUAUAGCAGCCGCUAAAAGUGCCAAUGCUCACUCUUUCAUUAUGGGUCUUCCUAAUGGUUAUGACACUAAAAUGGGUGCUCGUGGUACACAACUAUCGGGUGGUCAAAAACAACGUAUUGCCAUAGCACGAGCUUUAGUGCGGAAUCCGAAAGUUUUACUAUUAGAUGAAGCCACUUCAGCCUUAGAUUUACAAAGUGAGCAGUUAGUACAACAAGCUUUAGAUGUCGCCUGCUCCGGUCGUACUUGCAUAGUUAUAGCUCAUCGUUUAUCGACUGUACAAAAUGCUGAUUUAAUAUGCGUGGUUCAAAAUGGUCGCAUUGUCGAGCAGGGUACACAUCAUCAAUUGAUGGCAAAGGAUGGAAUUUAUGCCAAAUUACAUAAGACUCAAAAAGAACAUUAAAAGUAGUGAAACAGCCAUUUAGAUUAAUUAAUAAAAAAAUUUUAAUAUUAUAUUUUAACAAAAUACAAGACUAAAUAUUAAGUGCACUUUAAGUUUUGCAAAUAAAAUAACAAGAAAAACGA